This is a messenger RNA of Indicator indicator, 1470 nucleotides long. RefSeq names its product solute carrier family 38 member 1 (gene SLC38A1). Lineage: Eukaryota; Metazoa; Chordata; Aves; Piciformes; Indicatoridae. The transcript is spliced from 15 exons. Gene Ontology annotation, biological process: L-glutamine transport; amino acid transmembrane transport. The record is from RefSeq and is a predicted model, not a curated record. The coding region runs from base 1 to 1470 and encodes 489 amino acids. Gene Ontology annotation, molecular function: L-glutamine transmembrane transporter activity.
AUGCCUUUCAAAGCUGGAUUAGAACUGACUGAAUUGCAGAAUAUGACUGUCCCUGAAGAUGAUAACAUCAGCAAUGAUUCAAAUGAUUUCACAGAGGUGGAAAAUGGCCAAAUAAAUAGUAAGUUUAUUUCGGAUCGGGAAAGCAGAAGAAGUCUCACAAACAGCCACCUGGAGAAGAAGAAAUGUGAUGAAUAUAUCCCAGGAACUACUUCGCUGGGGAUGUCUGUCUUCAACCUCAGCAAUGCGAUUAUGGGCAGUGGGAUUCUGGGUCUUGCUUUUGCCUUAGCCAACACAGGAAUUCUCCUUUUUCUGCUGCUUUUGGUUUCGGUGACACUGCUGUCUAUUUAUUCAAUAUAUCUCCUGUUGGUGUGUGCAAAGGAAACAGGCUGCAUGGUGUAUGAAAAGCUGGGUGAGCAGGUCUUUGGUACCCCAGGGAAAAUCAUUAUCUUUGGAUCCACAUCUCUCCAGAAUGUUGGAGCAAUGUUGAGCUAUCUCUUCAUAGUCAAAAAUGAGCUGCCCUCUGCCAUAAAGUUUCUAAUGGGAAAAGAAGAAAAUUUCUGGGAAUGGUACGUGGAUGGACGGAUUCUUGUUGUCACAGUGACAUUUGGUAUAAUACUCCCUUUAUGCCUCCUUAAGAACUUAGGGUAUCUUGGCUACACCAGUGGAUUUUCAUUAAGCUGCAUGGUAUUUUUCCUGGUUGUGGUUAUUUACAAGAAGUUUCAAAUUUCCUGUGGUGUACCAGAGCUAAAUGCAACUUCAUCUAUCCUAUUAAAUAGCUCAGCACAUGAACAUAUGUGUAAGCCAAAGUAUGUUAUCUUUAAUUCCAAGACCGUGUAUGCUUUGCCCACCAUUGCUUUUGCGUUUGUGUGCCACCCAUCAGUCCUCCCGAUUUACAGCGAGCUUAAAGAUCGUUCUCAGAAAAAAAUGCAGUUGGUUUCUAAUAUCUCAUUUUUUGCCAUGUUUGUGAUGUACUUUAUGACUGCCAUAUUUGGCUAUUUGACUUUCUAUGACGAUGUGCAGUCAGAUCUGCUUCACAAGUAUCAGAGCAAAGAUGACAUCCUUAUCCUGACCGUGCGCUUGGCUGUGAUUGUUGCGGUGAUACUCACGGUGCCAGUGCUGUUUUUCACUGUGCGUUCAUCAUUAUUUGAGCUGGCUAGGAAAACAAAAUUUGAUUUAUACCGCCAUGUUUUGGUUACUUUGGUUCUUUUGGUUAUCAUCAACCUGCUAGUCAUUUUUAUCCCAUCCAUGAAGGAUAUUUUUGGAGUUGUAGGGGUCACUUCUGCCAACAUGCUGAUUUUCAUUCUUCCUUCAUCAUUGUAUUUAAAAAUUACACAGCAGGACGGAUCAAAGUUGACUCAGAGGAUUUGGGCUUCUCUUUUCUUGGCAUUGGGAAUAAUGUUUUCCCUAGUGAGCAUUCCCUUGGUCAUCUACGACUGGGUCCAAUCAGGAGGCAGUGCUGAAGGCCACUGA